CUACACAGAUCCAUCACACCUUUCGUCGACGUCGACCUCCCGUACGUCAUUUCAUCAAUUUAUAUCACCACAACCAUCGCAUUCACUAGAUUCACCUCUUUAUUCUCUCUCUCUCUCUCUCACAUCCUCGAUCAUCAUCCACUGUAAUUUGCAGACGAACGCUCUUAAACAUACAUCUACUCGGUUACUUGUACGUAUAAAGCAUCAAAAUAGAGCUGUGAAGAGAUUGGAAAGUAGCGGUUGAGAUCGUCGGAGCAGAAAUGGCGGGCCACGAAUCAGGCCCACAGGGGCUGACGAGGCGACCGUCACGCAGCGCUGCGACCACCACUUUCUCCAUGGAGGUCUUCGACAACGAGGUCGUUCCCACUUCCCUCAGUUCCAUCCGCCCAAUCCUCCUCGUCGCCACCGAGAUCCAAAACGAGCGCCCUCGCGUCGCCUAUCUCUGUCGGUUCUACGCCUUCGAGAAAGCACACAGGUUGGACCCGAGCUCGAGCGGUCGCGGUGUGCGACAGUUCAAAACAGCUCUGCUUCAGCGAUUAGAGCGGGACAAUGCGUCGAGUCUGGCCUCUCGGGUUAAGAAAACUGAUGCAAGGGAAAUCGAGAGCUUCUACCAACAAUACUAUGAACACUACGUCAGAGCACUGGACAAGGGGGAACAAGCAGAUAGAGCGCAACUCGGCAAAGCUUACCAGACAGCCGGAGUUCUUUUUGAAGUCCUCUGUGCCGUUAACAAAACUGAAAAAGUGGAAGAAGUUGCUCCCGAGAUUAUUGCUGCAGCAAAAGAUGUCCAGGCAAAGAAGGAAAUCUACGCUCCUUAUAACAUUCUUCCUCUGGAUUCUGCUGGGGCAUCACAGGCCAUCAUGCAGCUUGAAGAGGUUAAGGCUGCUGUGGCUGCACUAUGGAACACGCGUAGCUUGAACUGGCCAACUUCAUUUGAGCAGCAGAGGCAGAAAGCAGGGGAAUUGGACCUUCUUGAUUGGCUUAGAGCCAUGUUUGGGUUUCAGAGAGACAAUGUCAGGAACCAGAGGGAGCAUUUGAUUCUGCUUCUUGCCAAUGUUCAUAUAAGGCUUAACCCGAAGCCUGAGCCUCUAAGCAAGCUUGAUGAUAGAGCUGUUGAUGCAGUUAUGAACAAGGUCUUUAAGAACUACAAAACAUGGUGCAAGUUCUUGGGGAGAAAACACAGUUUACGGCUCCCACAAGGGCAACAAGAAGUACAACAGAGAAAGAUACUUUAUAUGGGCCUCUAUCUUCUUGUCUGGGGUGAGGCAGCUAAUGUACGGUUUAUGCCAGAAUGCCUAUGUUACAUCUUUCAUAAUAUGGCAUACGAGCUUCAUGGUUUGUUGGCUGGAAAUGUUAGCAUUGUCACCGGAGAAAACAUUAAGCCUUCUUAUGGAGGAGAUGAUGAGUCUUUCCUGCGGAAGGUUAUAACACCCAUUUACCGAGUUAUUGAUAGGGAAGCCAAGAAGGGUAAAAAUGGAAAAGCCCCUCACACAGCUUGGUGCAAUUAUGAUGAUCUGAAUGAGUAUUUCUGGUCCACUGAUUGCUUCUCUUUGGGUUGGCCCAUGCGUGAUGAUGGUGAUUUUUUCAAAUCAACACGUGACAUAACACAGGGACGACAAGCGGCUAGUGUAAAGUCUGGAAGCACAGGCAAAUCAUAUUUUUCUGAGACACGUUCAUUCUGGCAUAUCUUCCGAAGUUUUGAUCGUUUGUGGACAUUUUAUAUGCUAGCUUUACAGGCUAUGGCUGUCAUUGCAUGGAAAAAUAUUUCUCCAUUGGAUAUUUUUCGGAAAGAUGUCUUAUAUAGCCUUUCCAGUAUUUUCAUUACGGCAGCCUUUCUUCGGUUCCUUCAAAGUAUGUUGGACCUUAUUUUGAACUUCCCUGGCUAUCAUAGAUGGAAAUUCACUGAUGUUGCAAGAAACAUUUUGAAGAUAGUUGUUAGUCUCGCAUGGAGCGUCAUUCUUCCACUGUGUUAUGUGCAAUCAUUCCAAGUGGUCCCCGAAAAAAUAAAAAAUAUGCUUCCAUUCCUUAAUAAACUGAGAGGCAUUCCAUCUCUGUACAUCAUUGCUGUUGCAAUGUAUUUGCUUCCGAAUUUACUGGCAGCAGCAUUAUUUAUUUUUCCUAUGCUCCGACGUUGGAUUGAGAACUCAGACUGGCACAUAAUAAGGUUUCUUCUGUGGUGGUCACAGCCCAGAAUUUAUGUUGGGCGGGGAAUGCAUGAAAGUCAAUUUGCACUUAUAAAGUAUACUCUUUUCUGGGUGUUACUUCUCUGUUCCAAAUUCACAUUUAGUUUUUUCAUCCAGAUAAAACCUCUGGUGAAGCCAACAAAAGAUAUAAUGAGUAUUCGUCGUGUUCAGUAUACUUGGCAUGAGUUUUUCCCAGAAGCUCAAAACAACUAUGCAGCAGUUCUCUCACUCUGGGCACCUGUAAUCUUGGUUUAUUUUAUGGAUACUCAAAUUUGGUAUGCUAUUUUCUCAACUCUGUGUGGUGGUGUUAUUGGGGCCUUUGAUCGUUUAGGAGAGAUACGAACACUAGGCAUGCUCAGGUCACGGUUCCAGUCUUUACCUGGUGCAUUCAAUACAUAUUUGGUUCCUUCUGAUAAGACUAAGAAAAUGGGAUUUUCUCUCGCAAAACGUUUUUCUGAGGUUACAGCAAGCAAAAGAAGUGAAGCUGCAAAAUUUGCUCAGUUAUGGAAUGAAAUAAUAGUAAGUUUCCGUGAAGAAGAUCUCAUAAAUGACAGGGAGAUGGAUCUGUUACUAGUUCCUUAUUCAUCAGAUCCUAGCCUGAAACUAAUUCAGUGGCCACCUUUUCUGCUUGCGAGCAAGAUUCCGGUCGCAUUGGAUAUGGCGGUCCAAUUUCGAUCUAAAGAUUCUGACCUCUGGAGGCGUAUAUGUGCGGAUGAAUAUAUGAAAAGUGCUGUUAUUGAAUGCUAUGAGUCUUUCAAACUUGUGCUGAAUGCUUUGGUUGUUGGAGAAACUGAGAAAAGGAUAAUUGGCAUCAUUAUUAAAGAAGUCGAAAAUAACAUCGGAAAGAAUACAUUUCUCGCAAAUUUUAGAAUGGGUUCUUUACCUACUCUUUGCAAAAAGUUUGUGGAACUUGUGGAAAUUUUGAAAGAUGCUGAUCCAUCAAAGCGGGAUAUUGUGGUGUUGUUGCUGCAAGACAUGUUAGAAGUAGUUACCCGUGACAUGAUGGUUACCGAGAUUCGUGAAGUGGUGGAACUUGGUCAUAGUAGCAAGGAUUCUGGAAGGCAACUUUUUGCUAAUACCGAUGCAAAACCUGCUAUUGUGUUCCCUCCUGCUGUUACAGCACAGUGGGAAGAACAGAUAAGACGCCUCUAUAUGCUCUUGACAGUAAAAGAAUCCGCCAUUGAUGUGCCCAUAAACCUUGAAGCACGCCGAAGGAUAGCAUUCUUUACAAAUUCUUUGUUCAUGGAUAUGCCACGUGCUCCCCGAGUUCGCAAAAUGCUGUCAUUCAGUGUCAUGACUCCGUACUAUAGUGAGGAAACUGUCUAUUCUAAAAGUGACCUCGAGUUGGAGAAUGAAGAUGGUGUAUCAAUCAUAUUCUACCUGCAAAAAAUCUUCCCAGAUGAAUGGAAUAACUUCUUGGAGCGAAUUAAUUGUAAAAAUGAAAGUGAGGCCUGGGAAAAUGAAGAGAAUGUGUUGCAGUUGCGCCAUUGGGUUUCCUUAAGAGGACAGACUCUAUGCAGAACAGUCAGAGGAAUGAUGUAUUACCGAAGGGCUUUGAAGCUUCAGGCUUUUCUUGACAUGGCUUCUGAAAAAGAUAUACUUGAAGGUUACAAAGUUGUCACAGUUCCAUCGGAGGAAGAUAAGAAGAGUCAAAGAUCCUUAUAUGCUCAAUUAGAGGCUGUAGCAGACAUGAAAUUCACUUAUGUUGCUACCUGUCAGAAUUAUGGAAAUCAGAAGCGGAAUGGAGAUCGUCGUGCAACGGAUAUUUUGAAUUUGAUGGUUAACAACCCAUCUCUCCGUGUUGCAUAUAUUGAUGAAGUUGAAGAGAGGGAAGGUGGAAAGGUACAGAAGGUAUACUAUUCUGUGUUGGUCAAAGCUCUUGAUAAUCUUGAUCAGGAAAUCUUCCGUAUAAAGUUGCCGGGUUCAGCAAAGGUAGGAGAAGGAAAGCCUGAAAAUCAGAACCAUGCUAUUGUUUUUACUCGAGGGGAAGCACUUCAGACCAUUGACAUGAACCAGGACAAUUAUUUGGAAGAGGCUUUCAAAAUGCGUAACCUACUGGAAGAGUUUAACGAGGAUCACGGGGUACGUCCACCUACAAUUCUAGGUGUUCGUGAGCAUAUCUUCACUGGAAGUGUUUCUUCUUUGGCUUGGUUUAUGUCAAAUCAAGAAACGAGCUUUGUCACCUUAGGUCAAAGAGUUCUUGCAAGGCCUUUGAAGGUUCGGUUCCACUAUGGGCAUCCAGAUGUGUUCGACAGAAUUUUCCACAUUACUCGUGGUGGAAUCAGCAAAGCCUCUCAGGGCAUCAAUCUAAGCGAGGAUAUUUUUGCGGGUUUCAAUUCAACACUGAGACGUGGAAAUAUCACGCACCAUGAGUAUAUCCAAGUAGGAAAGGGAAGAGAUGUUGGCCUCAACCAAAUUUCUCUUUUUGAAGCGAAAGUGGCCUGUGGUAAUGGGGAGCAAACGAUCAGCCGGGAUAUAUACAGAUUAGGCCAUCGUUUCGACUUCUUUCGCAUGCUGUCAUGUUAUUUUACUACUACUGGGUUUUAUUUCAGCUCAAUGAUAGUUGUCUUCACAGUUUAUGCAUUCUUGUAUGGCAGACUCUACCUAUCAUUGAGUGGAUUGGAAAAGGCAAUCAUGAAAUUCGCAAGGUCCAAGGGAAAUGAUCCUCUGAGGGCUGCCAUGGCUUCACAGUCUGUUGUUCAAAUAGGUCUCUUGAUGGCCUUGCCCAUGGUUAUGGAAAUGGGACUCGAAAAAGGGUUCAUAACUGCAUUAGGUGACAUAAUAAUCAUGCAACUUCAGCUAGCUGCUGUCUUCUUCACUUUCUCUCUUGGGACAAAGGCCCAUUAUUUUGGGCGCACAGUCUUGCAUGGUGGGGCCAAGUACAGAGCCACUGGACGCGGUUUUGUUGUUCGACAUGAGAAGUUUGCUGAGAACUACAGGAUGUACUCCAGGAGCCAUUUUGUAAAAGCUCUGGAACUUAUGAUACUGCUUAUAGCAUAUCGUAAUUACAGCUCAGACCCUAAUUCUUAUGCGCUUCUCAGUUUCUCAAUGUGGUUUCUAGUGGUUUCUUGGUUGUUUGCUCCUUUCCUGUUUAAUCCUUCGGGAUUUGAGUGGCAGAAGAUAGUGGAUGACUGGGACGAUUGGACAAAGUGGAUUAGCAGCCAGGGUGGUAUUGGUGUGCCAGCAACCAAGAGCUGGGAGUCCUGGUGGGAGGAGGAACAGGAACACCUGCAGUACACUGGGUUGCUCGGACGCUUCUGGGAAAUUGUUCUUUCCCUCCGGUUCCUUGUCUACCAAUAUGGUAUUGUGUAUCAUCUGCAUGUAGCCAAUGGUGACACAAGCCUUAUGGUCUACGCUCUGUCUUGGCUGGUCAUUGUUGCUGUAAUGAUCAUCUUGAAGAUUGUGUCCAUGGGUAGGAAGAAGUUCAGUGCAGAUUUCCAGCUGAUGUUCAGACUUCUCAAGCUGUUCCUGUUUAUUGGAUUCGUGGUCACUGUGGUCAUGUUGUUUGCAUUCCUCAAUCUUACUGUGGGAGACAUCUUUGCCAGUUUACUGGCCUUCAUGCCAACAGGAUGGGCUCUUCUGCAGAUAGGACAAGCAUGUAGGCCAGUGGUAAAGGGCUUGGGAAUGUGGGGUUCGGUCAAAGCUCUAGGAAGAGGAUACGAGUACAUAAUGGGGGUUGUCAUCUUUGUACCUAUUGCUGUGUUGGCGUGGUUCCCAUUUGUCACAGAAUUCCAGACCAGGUUGCUAUUCAACCAAGCUUUCAGCCGAGGGCUUCAGAUUCAACGCAUUCUCGCUGGUGGGAAGAAGCAGAAGCAGAAGUAAUUAAGUACAAGUAAAAUACUUUCUGCACACAAUUUGAUUUGUGGGGAGAGAGAGAGAGAGAGAGAGAGAGAGAGAGAGAUGCAUGAUUGCAAUGUCAAGUUUACUCAAUUGUAUAUUGAUCUCCUCCACUUUCUUCUUCUUCAGAUCAGCUAUACUGGAAAUGAAUUUUAAUUCUCUUUGGUC
Messenger RNA from Camellia sinensis, 6188 nucleotides. Lineage: Eukaryota; Viridiplantae; Streptophyta; Magnoliopsida; Ericales; Theaceae. The record is from RefSeq and is a predicted model, not a curated record.